Paramisgurnus dabryanus is the source of this 8046-nucleotide messenger RNA. It is a transcript of the gene kcnc1a, whose product is annotated as potassium voltage-gated channel, Shaw-related subfamily, member 1a. Lineage: Eukaryota; Metazoa; Chordata; Actinopteri; Cypriniformes; Cobitidae. Gene Ontology annotation, molecular function: delayed rectifier potassium channel activity; protein binding. The record is from RefSeq and is a predicted model, not a curated record. Gene Ontology annotation, biological process: protein homooligomerization; potassium ion transmembrane transport; action potential. Gene Ontology annotation, cellular component: voltage-gated potassium channel complex; dendrite membrane; neuronal cell body membrane.
AGGAUCUAAGGGAGGCUAGUGUUGUCUCUCCGCAGGAGUGACGAACCGCUCUCUACUCGCAUCGUCAGGAGAGAAACAACCACACAGACCGAGAGGGACUGAAAAUUGACGUCGUUAAAUGAGAGAAUGCAGGCAUAUAUUUCGAACAACAACCGAGGACCUUACCAAAUUGGACAUUUUUGUGACUAAAGAAGAUUUUUAAAAGGACCCGUCCUUUCCCACUUCAAAGCUGGCGACUCCUUUUAAAUGUGGUGGUUGUUGUAUUUGCCCACAGAAGGCUUCUGAUCUCGACAUGCUUUAAAAAACGAACGACGUCUAAUCGACAAAACGUUUAACAUGUGACGACAGUUUAUCCGCGAUCCCUCUGUUGCCGCUUUGCUGGAUUCGAGGAGGCGUCUAUUGGAAAUUAGGGCAUUUGUCUCGUUUUGGAGACAAUGCGAGAGUGAAAAAACCAGGGAAAGUGGGAUCCGGAGCUGUCCGUUCAGAACCACACACAUUACUGUGCCACAAGCGGUGCACCACAACUCAACAGACACCUCUGCUGAAUGUCAUGGGAUUGGUUAUAUUUUAAUGACAAUUCAGCAUACAUCUCAUUUGUUCAAGAGGAGUAACUUCUGAUAAUCUUUUUCAUCAUCUCAUCUCUUGGCACCUGAAGACAAUCCCCCUUUGACCCGAGCACAACAUCAAAAGCUCAUGCACAGAUUUCUCGCACUUGCUCUGUCCAUGUAAAACGCUUUUUUUUUUUUUUGCGCGCGAAAGCAAUUCUCUUUUUUCGUUACCUGACAAUUGCGCACAUGUGUCCUCAGGGUUAUUCAGCGUUGUGAUGCUUGGCCCGUGCUCGAGACAUGCCUAAGCGACGAGAUGGGCCAGGGUGACGAGAAAGACCGCGUUGUGAUUAACGUGGGAGGGGUUCGACACCAGACCUACCGCAGCACCCUGCGCACUCUCCCCGGCACUCGUUUAGCCUGGCUCGCCGAACCCGAUGCCCACAGUCACUUUGAUUAUGACGCCCAGAUUGGCGAGUUUUUCUUUGACCGACACCCUGGAGUCUUUGCACACAUACUUAAUUAUUAUAGGACUGGCAAGUUACAUUGUCCUGCUGAUGUCUGUGGCCCUCUUUAUGAGGAAGAGUUGGCAUUUUGGGGAAUUGAUGAGACUGAUGUGGAGCCUUGUUGCUGGAUGACGUACAGACAGCACCGGGAGGCAGAAGAGGCGCUGGACAGUUUCGGUGGGGGGCCAGCUGAAAUGGGCAACGACGACACGGAGGGAGAUGGUUUGGGUGAUUCAGGGGAUGGAGAUGAUGAACUUGAGAUGACCAAACGGCUUGCUUUAGGGGACUCCCCUGAUGCCAAAGCUGUGGGGCUGUGUCAACGUUGGCAGCGCCGUGUUUGGGCACUCUUUGAAGACCCAUAUUCCUCUAAAUAUGCAAGGUGGGUGGCAUUUGCUUCGCUGUUCUUCAUACUGGUUUCCAUAACCACAUUCUGUCUGGAGACGCACGAGGCCUUUAACCCCAUCGUUAAUCGAACGUAUAUUAACCCUACUGACAACAGCACCAGGAUUCACCAGGAGACAGAGACAGUAGUCUACCUAACUUACAUAGAGGGUGUGUGCGUGGUAUGGUUCACCUUUGAGUUCCUCAUGCGUGUCACCUUCUGUCCAGACAAAAAGAAGUUCAUCAAAAACACUCUCAACAUUAUAGACUUUGUGGCCAUCUUGCCCUUUUACCUGGAGGUGGGUCUGAGCGGGCUGUCCUCUUCAGAGGCAAAGGACGUUCUUGGGUUCCUCAGAGUGGUGCGUUUCGUCCGCAUCCUCAGAAUCUUCAAACUGACGCGACACUUUGUGGGUCUGCGUGUAUUGGGACACACUCUACGCGCCAGCACAAAUGAGUUCCUCCUGCUCAUUAUCUUUCUCGCUCUCGGAGUGCUCAUCUUCGCCACCAUGAUCUACUACGCGGAACGAAUCGGUGCCAAUCCCAAUGACCCGCGUGCCAGCGAGCACACGCAUUUCAAAAAUAUCCCCAUUGGCUUCUGGUGGGCCGUUGUGACUAUGACCACACUAGGCUAUGGAGACAUGUACCCUCAGACAUGGUCAGGCAUGUUGGUGGGAGCGCUGUGCGCCUUGGCUGGUGUAUUGACCAUUGCUAUGCCGGUGCCUGUCAUUGUCAAUAACUUUGGGAUGUACUACUCUCUAGCCAUGGCUAAGCAGAAGCUACCAAAGAAAAAGAACAAGCAUAUUCCCCGUGCCCCACAGCUGGGCUCCCCCAAUUACUGUAAGUCAGCCACAAACUCACCCAACCCAAGCCUACGAAGUGAACAUUGCUCUCUGGUUGCCCAGGAGGAGAUAUUAGAAAUGAACAGAGAAGAUCCUAAAGUGAACGGUGAUGCAGCUAAAGCAGCCCUGGCCAAUGAGGACUGUCCCCACAUAGACCAAGCCAUUUCCCCCGAGGACGGCCAGAUCUUCAAUCCCAGCGAGCCACGAGGAGACACUCCAUGUUUUUUGCUAAACGUCAGCAGGCGAUCUACGAACACAGGCACCAGAGUGAGGAAGGAGGCUUCUCGGCAGGUCCAGCACAAACAGCCCGCAGACUCAGUGUGUGUCAUGAAUCGUGGCGUUCCCACCACUUUGUGCAUGGCCCAGAACACCCCUCCUCCCUCCUCGUGAUUCUGAUCUAUAAGUGUGUGUUCAUGUACAUACAGUAAAUGGGUGGAUCCAUGGGUGGAAUGCAAAGUGGGGAAUGGCCCUUACACAGACCUGUUUCUACACCUUAAAUGUAUUUCAAGGGGACAUCUGCCAACCAUCCACCCCGUAUUUGUUGGCUGAUAAUAUUGUCAACUUUUUAACCUGGUCUAGUGGUGUGUAAACAGUGUAUUCGAGUGCAUGCUUGUUUAAAAUGUGUGGUUUUGUGUGUCUGUUGUAAAUAUGCUUUUUGUGUUGCCCAUGCUUGCUGUUGGAUAUUUAGAGCAAUCUUUAGGAGGUUAAACAUACCCAUUAUCUUUAUUCAUUUUGUGACUCAUAGCAAAUAUUCACAAAGCUGCCUUUAAAUUUGAAUAGGGUCGGACUAAUAGGGGCAGUUUCCCAAACAGGGUUUAGAUUAUUCCAGGACCUUAGUUAUAUUGGGAAAAUUAAGUAGUUUUUACAAACAAACCUUACAAAAACAUUACUGGUGUGCAUCUUGAAACAAAACAAUGGCACUGAUAUAUGUUACAAUAUGUCAGUGAAAGAUGUUUUUAAAGAGCACCUAUUCCAUUUCUAAAAAACAAAGUUAUUUGGUAUAUUUGGUAUAAUACAAUGUGUUUGCGUGGUUUAUGGUUAAAAACAUAUUAUUUCCCACAUACCGUACAUUUUUGUAGCUCCAGGUUUCAUUCUCUUUCUGAAACACACAGAUUUGAAAAGCUUUGUGUCCCUGAUUGGCCAGCUAAUUUGUAGGUUGUGAUUGGCCGGAAUACCUAUUUGACGUUGUCAGCCGGAAAUGUGAUGCUCCUUACCAUGUUUGAAAGAUCACAAUGCAAUGCUAACAGGAGUUAACCUACAGGCUGCGAGUCCGAAGUGGGAGGAAUUAUGAUAAUGUCGAUGUUGUCUACAUCACCAAUCCCAGAAGUAAACUGUUGCCUACAAUCUGUGUGUUUGUUGUAGUCCAAGGAAAGAGAUUUACAUUGGAGACGAUAAUUCACAUCAUCGUUUACUUUGGGUUUUGUACCUUUUGCAUAUCGUUAACAUACUAAUACACACUUACACACCAAAGGAAAUGUAAAAUCGUGAAUCGGACAAUAGGUGCUCUUUAAAUGAAUGCAGCUCAAACAUACAUUUUAGUCUGGAACUAGGACAAGCCCUGUCCGGGAAACCGCCCCAGUGUUACUCUCUGUUGCACUGCUGCUGUCAGUCAUCAGUUGCCUUUGUUUGCUGUUGCACUUUUAAACUUUUUACAUUCCACAGUUGUUAAUGGUAGUGGACUGAUGGUAUCUUGAGCUGGUAAACAUGUGCGUAUUCAUAUGUGUGUUACAAUCUAACUCUGCCUUUCUCUGAACCCAGCGAGGAAAUCAAUACACUCCAGUGAAAGCGAGUGCUUAUUUAAAUGCAGUGAAAUUUUAAACUUGUCAAACGAAUAGCUCUGUGUAAAUUUUUUUAAAAAUGAUGGUUACUUAAAUGUUCUUUAUAGUUGAAAAAUGUUCUACAGACUAUAAUGUAAGAAAGAAAUGAUUCUUUAGACUCGUUGACUAAAAGGUCAAUAUGGUAAAAACGUCUCUUCUAUGGCAUCACUGCUAAGAACUCUUAAGUGCCUUUAUUUUUAAAAAUGUAUUCUUGUGGUUAUUCAGAAUCAGGCAACAGAAGCUAUAUAUCAAACUGAAAUACCAAAAUAUGGAAGACAAAGCUAAACCUAUAAAGAUCAACAAGCCUAUAUCCAUUUACUUUGUAAUGAGCGUGAGAAAGAAAUGUGUUGAAGAGAGCUGUACAAUAUAUCUAAGAUAUGUCAGAUCUUUAUUGUAAUUACUAAGGUUAAAGGUUAAAGGUUUUGUGUUAAGUAAGGAUCUUGCUCGACUGAAGUGAGAGAUGUCCUCAGGGCAACAUACAGUAUUGUGUGGAUCCAAGAACAACAUUUUUGUAAAUAAAACCUAAUCCCAUCUCAAAGCCCAACUCUAACCAUUACUGAAUCCUUAAAAUCAGAGGAAAUGAUAAGUAAAAAACAAUGGUCUAGAAGCAGCUAAUCCUGGUUGCAAGCUUAAACUUGGUUGUUAGAAAUGUUGUCCCAGGGUCAAUAUAAUGUGAGGACAUCCACCACUUUGCAAAAUCAAGAGAGCUAAGAAUGUUCAUUCUCUCAAGUAGAAUAUUUUUAUGUUUAAUGAUUUUACAAUACAUAGGCCUGGUUUCACAGACAAAGCUUAGCUAAUGCCAGGACUAGGCCUUAGUUAAAUUAAAAAUAUUUUAUAAAUGGUGUGUAACUUGAGACAAAUCAAUGCCACUGGCAUAGUGUUAUUUUCAGUUGAGACAACUCGAACAUGUGUUUUAGUCUAGGACUAACCUUAAGCCUUGGCUGUGAAACCGGGGGUUGCAGUUACAGUUGCAGAAAAUUUCACAAAUAACAUCUGGCUUUUUAUUUUACAUGAUUACAUUUCUGUAGAAAUUAAUUUCUUCUUUAUUUCCGAAGAUCAAUUGGUUUUAUGUAUUCUAAAAAGCUGUGAUUAUUUUAAUAUAAUUGAACAAUCAGGGGGCUGAACCGACAUCUUUCACAAGCAUUUGGAUAUUAGUAAAUAUUAUGAUAGUAACAAUAUAUAGUGUGGCUAAACUUUGUAGGUUACCCUUACUUUUAGGGACCUUUAGGAUAGUUAAUUGCAAUCUACAAUCCUUAUACAUGUUAUAAUGAAUGCAAACUGCACGAUUUGCAAUGAUGAUAUUGAUGGUAAAUAAUACUUCAGUUUGAAAGUCCAUUUUAAAAAGUAAAAUAAAAACAUCUCUGUGGAAAUAAACUAUAUAUAAGCAUGACUCCAGUUAGACAAAGACCUAAAUAUAACUUUAUUCUCUGUUCAGAUAAUGCUUCAUAUUAUCAUUUUGUUGCUAAAAAGAAAGCAGUUAAACAUUGGUUCUCAAUUUGGCUGCAUUUUGAAGAAACUCUCUACAAUAACCUGCAUUAAUUUUAGGGGGAUUUCGAAUGACUGAAACAAGUUCAAGAAAAAUAAAUAAAAUAUUUCAACAACUUUCUUUUCUAUAUUUGUGUCUCGGUAUAACUUUGCAUGGUGUCAUACAGCAUUUGAAUAUUUCCCAUAAUAAGUUAUUUUUAAGUACUAAGACUAGUUAAUCAUACACUCACCUGAAGGAUUAUUAGAAACACCACUGUGUUUGACCCCCUUUCGCCUUCAGAACUGCCUUAAUUCUACGUGGCAUUGAUUUAACAAGGUGCUAAAGCAUUCUUUAGAAAUGUUGGCCCAUAUUGAUAGGAUAGCAUCUUGCAGUUGAUGGAGAUUUGUAGGAUGCACAUCCAGGCCACGAAGCUCCCGUUCCACCACAUCCUAAAGAUGCUCUAUUGGGUUGAGAUAUGGUGACUGUUGGGGCCAUUUUAGUACAGUGAACUCAUUGUCAUGUUCUAGAAACCGAUUUGAAAUGAUUCAAAUUUUGUGACAUGGUGCAUUAUCGUGCUGGAAGUAGCCAUCAGAUCAUGGGUACAUGGUGGUCAUAAAGGGAUGGACAUGGUCAGAAACAAUGCUCAGGUAGGCCGUGGCAUUUAAACAAUGCCCAAUUGGCCCUAAGGGGCCUAAAGUAGAUGAUGCAUCCAUGUUUUCAUUCUGUUUACGCCAAAUUCUGACUCUACCAUCUGAAUGUCUCAACAGAAAUCGAGACUCAUCAGACCAGGCGACAUUUUUCCAGUCUUCAACUGUCCAAUUUUGGUGAGCUUGUGCAAAUUGAACCCCCUUUUUCUAUUUGUAGUGGAGAUGAGUGGUACACGGUGGGGUCUUCUGCUGUUGUAGCCCAUCCGCCUCAAGGUUGUGCGUGUUGUUGCUUCACAAAUGCUUUGCUGCAUACCUCGGUUGUAACGAGUGUUUAUGUCAGUCAAAGUUGCUCUUCUACCAGCUUGAAUCAGUUGGCCCAUUCUCCUCUGACCUCUAGCAUCAACAAGGCAUUUUUGCCCACAGGACUGCCGCAUACUGGAUGUUUUUCCCUUUUCACACCAUUCUUUGUAAACCCUAGAAAUGGUUGUGUGUGAAAAUCCCAGUAACUGAGCAGAUUGUGAAAUACUCAGACUGGCCCGUCUGGCACCAACAACCAUGCCACGCUCAAAAUUGCUUAAAUCACCUUUCUUACCCAUUCUGACAUUCAGUUUGGGGUUCAGGAGAUUGUCUUGACCAGGAGCACACCCCUAAAUGUAUUGAAGCAACUGCCAUGUGAUUGGUUGAUUAGAUAAUUGCAUUAAUGAGAAAUUGAACAGGUGUUCCUAAUAAUCCUUUAGGUGAGUGAAUACUACUUCAUAAGUUAUGCUAAAUCAACUGUUGCCAAGGUUGCUUUGCAUUGUUUUCAUGGGUUAUAUCUAUGUGGAUUCAAAUGUAACAAAAGUGCACGUGUGGCCCUGUUUGAGUGCGUGUAUGAGUGUUUUUCGCUGUUUGAGUGCAUGUACCCCCAGUUCUUUGCUCUGCUGCUGAGCUUUGAUCUUUUCAGACACUAUGGCAACCUAGUUACCUAAUAGGGACCGUAACCAUAGCAACACAAGUAUGUGAUCUGCUUUCAACGGCAGCCCAUUUCUCCCAUGCCUUCCUGCUGCCUGGUUACAUUUGUACUUGCUAUUUGGGUCCGCAAUUCAUUAGACACAUUCACACAUCAGAACACAAAGUUCUUCACGUAAUUAUCACUGAUGCUAUUCUCUGAAAGAAAGGGUAUCAUUACAGUCUGGAGACUCUGCCUACACAGAGACAAAGCUGAAGGUGAUGUACGUAAACAAAACCAGACCCAAACGUAAUGGGUUAUUUACAUCCUUACCUGUAAUUCCUUACACUUGUGUUUAUGUGUAUGUAUGAAUUGCUGUAUGAUUCUGUAUUAUGAACCGAGUUGACAUUAAGGAAAAAAGCACCAACCCUCUUGACUCCAGAGCUCGCUCUGCAAUGCAACAGUGAAUUGUAACCUGCAAUCAAACCGGAUCAUCAAACAGGCUCAUGCACCAAGCAGCCCUGCCUCCCACCCUCCAGUUCAGACUGCCUAGUGCGAGGUGUCAAGCCUUCAAAGAAUAUCAUGUAAUACAUAAAGAGGCCUUUGGAUAAAAGCUCAUGGGUAAUUUUAGAAAGGAUUAUAAAUAUAAAAUGCUCUGAAUUUUACUGUUGCUUCUUUUGAGAAGGGAAGAAAUAUUUUUGUAAAAGCAGGAAAGCUAAAUCUGCACAAAAAGAGACAAUUUAUACAUAAUCAUGUGACCCUGCCUGUAAAACCUAAGCUAAAGUCUCAUAUUAGGAGAUUAGGAGCAUCAAAGCUUCAUUUGAAUUAUUGGUUUCACAUUGAUUUCAAUGUAGAAUAACUGGAAUCCAUGUUUAUACAUUUGCCAUGUGUCAAGUAAAGGACGUCUGUGUUCCUGGA